This is a messenger RNA of Fusarium proliferatum ET1, 903 nucleotides long. RefSeq lists its product as uncharacterized. Bases 1 to 903 code for a protein of 300 amino acids. NCBI's taxonomy places the organism in Eukaryota, Fungi, Ascomycota, Sordariomycetes, Hypocreales, Nectriaceae. The record is from RefSeq and is a predicted model, not a curated record. The transcript has a single exon.
AUGAAUACAACUUUUACAAGACCUCAUAGCAUGGUGCAGCUACCACCGAUGGAUGCAAGAAUCACUCCGCCUCCCGAGGAGCUAAACAUUGAACCGUCAGUUUGCAGUUCUUCUUCACGAAGGAGACGUCGACGAUCUUCCAGCUCCAAAAGCCGUCCUACACCAGAGAGUGUUAACCAACAGCCCUAUGCCAACUCUCGUCUUAUCUUUUCGCCCAGGCCUUUUGAAGAUCUUUAUAUAGAUCGAGCAUAUCUUAUUUCUUGUCUCCAGCAGCAAGCUUGCCGAGCUACGGAUCUCAUGACACAGUAUGGCGCCCUGGAAGUGCAGAUUCGCAACCUUGUUGGCGACAAAGGCCGGCGAAAGCUGAGAAAACAGCUGGCUCUGCUGAAGUCUAAAGCCAACCAGGCCGCUGAACAGGAGAAGGCUAUCUUCUCCCGCCUGGGUGAACUCUUUGUUGAAAUCAGGAGCCGAGAGACUUGGGCAAAAACAUGGACUGUCGAAAGCCCUAGUGUCGCAUCAUCCGUCUGCUUCAGUCCCGUUUCCUACGGCUUUACCACUCCUUUGACGCCUCUGAGCGGCAAUUCUGAGCACUUUGCCCCUAUGGGCUACUUUGGCGAUGCGCAACAGGCCUAUGAACCACCAUAUAUUCAACAGGAGCCGACGCCGUACGGUCUGGAAACUGUCGACGAGGCCGCAGAGGAUAUCUUUGGUCCUGAAUCUAGCUGUGAUAGCGCUGAAUCUGAGACCACCCCAACAACUCCAACCAACGUUGUUGCACCCUUCGUUCAGGAGAAGGACUAUGGUUCUGAACUUGGAGAAGAGUUGAGUGAGGAGCGGUUUGUUGCGCUUAGGGAGAGAAGGCUUAGUCUUCCCUGUCUUCAUAAUGCUUGGCCUGAGGUUUAG